CCAGCAUCAUCACCCAAGCGACGCAGGACAUCGCCGAUAGCAUACUAACAACAGGUUUUAGCUAGCCUUCUUACUUCACAUACGACUACCUGACUGCCGCGUCCCCUCGUUCAUCCGCGCACUCUCUCCAGCAUCCUAGCAGCAUGGCUGAAGCUUCAACCCUGGAGGCCGCCUUUGAGCGCAUCACUGUGAACGACGAGAACGACGAGCAGGUGGUCUCGACUGCUACCUACCACAAGUCGAAGGCUUCAUUGUCUACCACCGCAUCGAUAACCGGCCUGUCGUCGUCAGCCUCAGCAGCGAACCGCAUCAAAGUGCCCUUGCAGAAGCUCGCCGCCGUCAACUCAAGCAAGCUCGUCAACGCGAACGUCGCCAAGGCCGCCGCCGCCGCCGCCGCCGCCGCCGCACAGCCAGCACGUCCGUCUGAAGGCCACCGCCGCACACUCACAGACACCGCCAUCUACACACAGCCCGCCACACCCAAGCAAUGGCAUCUGGGCAUGUUCGAGAUCGGCAAGCCCCUCGGCAAGGGCAAGUUCGGACGCGUCUACCUCGCCAAAGAGCGCGCCUCCGGCUUCGUCUGCGCCCUCAAAGUGCUCCACAAGUCCGAAAUCCAACAAGGCAAAGUCGAAAAGCAAGUCCGCCGCGAAAUCGAAAUCCAAUCGCACCUCGCCCACCCCAACGUCCUGCGCCUCUUCGGCCACUUCCACGACGCAAAGCGCAUCUUCCUCAUCCUCGAGUUCGCCGGCAAGGGAGAGCUGUACAAGCACCUGCGCCGCGAGCAGCGCUUCCCCGAAUGGAAGGCCGCACAGUACAUUGCACAGAUGGCUUCGGCGCUCAAGUACCUCCACAAGAAGCACGUCAUGCACCGCGACAUCAAGCCGGAGAACAUCCUUGUCGGCGUGCAUGGCGAGAUCAAGAUCUCGGAUUUUGGCUGGAGUGUGCAUGCGCCCAACAACCGCCGGAACACCAUGUGCGGAACGCUCGAUUACCUUCCCCCAGAGAUGCUUAAGGGCGCGUCGAAGGACAACUACUACACUGAGAAGGUCGAUCUGUGGAGUUUGGGUGUUCUGACGUAUGAGUUCUUGGUUGGCGAGGCGCCGUUUGAGGAUACGCAGGUCAUGACGCAAAGAAAGAUUGUGAGGGGUGAAUACACUGUGCCUGGGUUUGUGAGUGCGGAGGCGAAGGACUUGAUCAAGCAGCUGCUCGUACUGGAUCCCGAGAAGCGCAUCUCCCUCGAGAACGUCGAAAGACACCCCUGGAUCAUCAAACACUGCAAAGGCUCAUCGAGAGCGUACGAACGCAAUUCUGGCGACAAGUUCAGGAAGAGCUCUGAUUGAACGAGCUCAGCUGCAUCGAGGCUACACUCUUUGGGGAUGAAACCUCGACGAGAGCUUCGGCAAUCUUUGUGUAAUAGUGACAUUUACGAUUGGGGCGGCGUUUGGGUCUCGGUUAGCGCAUUGUUUGGCGUUUCGGUGGGUUGUGCAUUCAGCAUACAACGUUUGGCGCUGGGGAGACAGCAUACGAACAGUCUCGGUUUUUACAUUCAAU
Messenger RNA from Macroventuria anomochaeta, 1551 nucleotides. RefSeq names its product serine/threonine-protein kinase-like protein. The record is from RefSeq and is a predicted model, not a curated record. Gene Ontology annotation, cellular component: spindle microtubule; spindle pole centrosome; chromosome passenger complex. Lineage: Eukaryota; Fungi; Ascomycota; Dothideomycetes; Pleosporales; Didymellaceae. Gene Ontology annotation, biological process: protein phosphorylation; mitotic spindle organization; regulation of cytokinesis. Bases 144 to 1340 code for a protein of 398 amino acids. Gene Ontology annotation, molecular function: ATP binding; protein kinase activity. The transcript is spliced from 3 exons.